Molecule: messenger RNA, 1098 nt
Organism: Loa loa (African eye worm)
Lineage: Eukaryota; Metazoa; Nematoda; Chromadorea; Rhabditida; Onchocercidae
Exons: 9
Coding region: 1-1098 (365 amino acids)
Molecular function (GO): D-amino-acid oxidase activity; FAD binding
Source: RefSeq, a predicted model, not a curated record
AUGGUUUAUUAUGUAUUAGUCGAUGGUGAAGAAAUUCGCCGUCGUACAUCUGUGGCAAUUAUUGGUGAAGGUGCUUCUGGAGCAUCAUCAGCUUUGGCGCUAAUUGAACGUGAUCCAAGUCUUAAUAUUACAGUCUUUUAUAAUGUACCAUUUGAACAGACUGUUACUUUUGGCCCUGCUGGCUUGUUUCGAGUUGACACACUUGAAAACAGAGCUUACGGUAAACGAUCAUUUCCUCGUUAUGCUAAAUUAUUUCGAGAAUAUGGUGGGGAAAUAUCCGGUGUUAAUUUAUUAUCCGGACAUAUUUUAUCAACAAAUUUGACAGAACUUGUUGAACAAGAUGAAAUUUAUGGUGAUGUUGUUUACAAUUUUCGUUAUCUUCGAGAACAUGAAAUGCAACAGUUUGCUGAUCAAGAUGAAAAUGGUCGUAUAUUUGCGAUACAUUUUACAACAUAUACCACAGAAGGAGGUAAAUAUGUACCAUGGAUGAAAAAACAAUUACUAGCAAAAGGUGUACGUUUUAUACAACGUCAUAUUAAUACAGUUAGAGAUCUCUUCGAUGAAUUUGAUGUUAUCGUAAAUUGUGCAGGAUUAAAUGGUGGUAAAGUAGCAGGUGAUGGUGAUGACAAGAAUAUGUUUCCGAUACGAGGCAUUAUAUUUGAAGUUAAUGCAACAUGGCAUAAACAUUUUCUAUAUAAAGGAUUUGAAACAUUUUCUAUACCAACUACGGAUAAAGUCUUUAUUGGAUCUGUGAAACAGGCUGGUAGGUAUGAUCUUGAAAUUACACCCGCUGAUCGGACUGAUAUCCUUAAUCGUUACUAUCGAUUGCAGCCAGCAAUGAAAGGUGCAACUAUUUUAAAUGAAUGGUCUGGUUUGAGACCGGGUCGAAAAGGUGGCAUUCGAUUGGAAAUGACAACGAUUCGAUACCAAGAUCCAAAACUCGAGAAAAAUUCCAUCGAGAAAAUAGUUAAGAUUGUACACAAUUAUGGUCAUGGCGGACAUGGUUUAACUUUAGGAUGGGGUUGUGCUGAAACAGUUGCUGAUCUUAUCAUAGGCGAUAGUAGCCAUAGCAGCAGCAGCAGUAUUAGUCAUGAAUAG